Molecule: messenger RNA, 2048 nt
Organism: Yamadazyma tenuis ATCC 10573
Lineage: Eukaryota; Fungi; Ascomycota; Pichiomycetes; Serinales; Debaryomycetaceae
Source: RefSeq, a predicted model, not a curated record
GUAAUUUUAUAUUACAAACACACAAGUCACUUCAUCAUAAUGAAAAGGGCUUUAUUUAUACCAAGAGCCACCACAGGUAGUCUUAAAGCACGUAUGAUGUUCCAGAGUGCCAGAGUGCUUGUCUAUAAAACUAGAAUUCUUGGGGGUCACCUGGUGACCUCUCAGUUGGUUCCAGCAAGAUUCCAAAGCACAAACAAUAAAACUGCUUCUUUAAAGGUGGACGAUCCUCAGCUUAUGAUAGCCUUUACAUGCAAGAAAUGCGACACUAGGUCUUCACACACAUUCUCCAAACAAGCAUACACCAAGGGCACAGUGGCAAUCCAGUGUCCAGGCUGCAAAAACCGUCAUUUGAUAGCGGAUAACCUCAAGAUCUUCAAGGACGACAAAUUCAGUUUGGAAGAAGUUUUAAAGGCCAAGGGCGAGUCUGUUUCCACCAGCACUGAAGAUUUGGUUUUCAAUGACAUUCCUGAAAGCUUGAGGGAAAAGAUUGGUCACCAUGCUAGAGAUGCUCCAGAGGAUUACCAAAAGAAACUCGAACCAGAAAAUACGGCUCUUCCCAAAGGGAAUGAUAAAUGAAUCUAGCACAUCCUGUAAAUAUCGGCAUAUGUAGACCCUAAGUUAAUGUGAAUAUUUGGAUCUUGUGUAGUGAAAUUUUUCGCAAUCAGUUUUUUCCCAACCACUCAAGAUGUUUCUUCGAAGAUCAUUGACGUUCAGGCAAAUUAUAUGGACCAAGCAGUGUCAACCUCACACAUUCUACCGGUUGAACUCUACAAAGGCAGAGCUCUUACAGAAGUACAAAGAUAAAUUGGAGGCUAAGGCCAAGAUCUUGGGAUACCAAAGUGUUGAAGACUUGAACGAGUCGCUCAAAGAUGAUAUUGAAGCCAGAAAAAAGCAGUUGAAUGCCAUUGAUCCUCUCAAGGAUUUGGAGGGCUUCGAAGCAGAGCAAGCAUCAAAGAUGAAGAAGAACAUUCUCGAUCACCAAAUCAAAAUCAGGGACCCAAUCAAAAGAGAUGCCCCAAUUGCGCCAUAUAAAACCUUGGACUCGUUUGUCGACAGUGCAAAGUUGAAAGAUCUCAAUAAGCAAGAGAUUGAGUACAUUUGGAGAGCGCGGUUUCAGAAAGAUGACAGGUCGAUGGUGGCUAUCUUGGGUGCUACUCAAUUUUCUAACAUGUACGCUUUGGGGUUCAAAAACAGAACAUUCAUCUUACCUUUGGCUAAAGAGAGCGGAGGCUAUGAAAUGCAUUUUGUACAAUGGUCUUUCGUAGGACCAGAAACAACACAUUGUAUGCUCACAACAUUGGCUGAGUAUAAACUCCAUAAUGAGUACGCCAAACCUCAUCUGACAAUUAUGUUUCACCAGGAAUUGGCACAUGAAAAGGAUGUUGUUCUCAUGAACUGUCACGUUGAAAAAGAGUCCAAUGUGUCUUUAGCAGAUGCCCAAUUUCUUAUAUUGAAUAUCCAACGUUUCUAUGGGGCUAUGAAAAGUAUUUCUAAGGCCAAAUUAGAACUCUUGGAAGCGUUCAAUCGAGGUGAAGAGAUGUUCGAUAUGGAGAAGUUGAUUGAAGAAGCUACUUCUUUCGAAUAGCUUUACCCUGUAAAUAUUAUAUUAACAAUCAUAAAAUCACAUUAUUGUUUUCCUAUACGCAUAAGAGAAUCAAGAAGACUAGAUCCACCUGGAGAGUCAGAAGCUAAUUUCGACUUAUUACCCAACCUUUUGGUGGAUGGUGCUGCUUUGACAGGUGCUCUUUUUUGCUGUGCAUUCCUUGGUGGUUUGGCUAGAACUGCUUCAUCCUCCAGAGAGAAUAUUUCCUCUUUGUCGCUUUCGAUAUCGCUUGCUCCCGACUCUUGCAUGUAGGCAUCCUCACUGUCAUCAUCACUGCUGACAACAAUUUCAGUACUAACAGCUUUUUUGGCAGUCGCUCUGCGAGGUCUUGUAGUAGGUUUUGCUUUAGGUGAUGGUGAGAUUGCACUCUGUUUUGGCUGCAAAAUAUCUUCAUCAGAGCUAAACUCAUGGUUGCCAGUGGUUAGAACCUUUUGUUUUUGCUCGA